AUGCAUGUCAAAUUCUCGUCCUCCAAGAUAAACUACCUAGGAUACAUAUGGAGUGGUGAGAAUCCAGAACAUAGUGUAAAGAGGCAGCGAAAGAAUCCAUACAGGGGUAUAAGACGACGUCCUUGGGGAAAAUGGGCGGCUGAGAUAAGAGAUCCAAAAAAAGGAGCACGUGUUUGGCUGGGUACUUUUAACACUGCUGAAGAAGCUGCCAGAGCUUAUGAUAAAAAAGCUCUUAAAAUCAGAGGCGCUAAAGCCAAACUCAACUUCCCAAACAAGGUCAAUGAAGCUCUCAAAAUCAGAGGUGCUAAAGCCAAAGUCAACUUCCUAAACAAGGUCGGUGACUCUCACGUCCAGCUCAACACCAAGAAACCAUCUGGGUCGAAUUCUCCAUCAGAAUUUUCUGCUGAUUAUACUAGUCUAAAUUCAUACGAGGCUUGUAAAAAGUUUUGUGAGAGUCCGUACUUCGAUGAGAUGGUGGUGGGUCCAGCUAGCAUUGAACCAGAGAACGUUGUGGAGGAUGACAUGCUCAAUCUUUGGAGUUUUGACUUUGACAUUGUCAAUUGA
Daucus carota subsp. sativus is the source of this 564-nucleotide messenger RNA. Its product is annotated as ethylene-responsive transcription factor ERF071. The record is from RefSeq and is a predicted model, not a curated record. NCBI's taxonomy places the organism in Eukaryota, Viridiplantae, Streptophyta, Magnoliopsida, Apiales, Apiaceae. Bases 1 to 564 code for a protein of 187 amino acids. Gene Ontology annotation, molecular function: DNA binding; DNA-binding transcription factor activity. Gene Ontology annotation, biological process: regulation of DNA-templated transcription; ethylene-activated signaling pathway. The transcript has 2 exons.